UGUAUUUUGGUUAAAAAAGUAAAGUUAGAAUGCACACUUUUAGUUAUCGGUAAAAUAGGGUUUAAAAGAAGUCAUUUACAAUUAAAAUGUACCAUUAAAAUAUUCUACAUGAAUACUUGCAAAGGCUGCUUAGCUAUACAGGUAUACCUCGCCUUACGUCGGUAAUUGGUUCCAGGAAAGCGACGGAUAUGCAGAGCAGAAAUACAAGUGCAAAAUCUUUGACGAUAAUAGAUCCACCUACCUCUAGUUUUGGCAACAAUGGAAGUUCAAAGUGUGAAAAUUUAAGCGAAGAAUAUUCGAACAUUAAUAAUUUAUUCCCAAGUUAUUUAUGUCUUAAGAGUUCUGUCUUGUCUCCGUCGUCUACAAGACUAACGAGUCAGUAUCUUGCUUUGGAACAGUUAUGUGCUCAUUAUCAAAUGAUCAGCAAUGCUAAAGCUCAAGUAGAUAAUUCCGCACCAAAAUCAAUGCAGAGCAGUUUAAGCCAUUUGGGACAAAAGAAAAAAGAAUAUUGGCAGAAAUCCACUUAUAGUAGAAGUGCCUCUCCAUUGAUUAAAUUAAAUGCAUCUAUGCCACGUGAAGAAGGCAAUUCCACUUCAGAUAUAUCAACGAGGAGAUAUUCUUGCAGUGAUUUAACACUGGACGACAAAGUUUCAUGGUAUUUAAAUUCAGUAAAAAAGAAUAGAGGGAAGAGAAUGCCCACUGCUCUGAUUCAAGGAGAAGUGGAUAUUUCGACUCCUGAAAAACCAAAGAAUAAUUCCCAAAAUGUGAAAAAUACAGCCAGUGUGGCUGACAAAUUGUCUUGGUAUCUAGAUGCAGUACAGCAGGGUGCUUUUCAGGAAUAUGUUAGUAAUUAUCCUGGAUUUGGUAGCAUUUCUACAGAUAGUGAUGAAGAACAGAGUCAAAACAAUACUCAAACUCGCAUUGGCAGUACUAAAAAACAAAAUCCUAGUACAAGCAAAGAUAGUAGACAUAGAAAGAAUUCUACAGAUGCAAAAUCUAGGAUAAGUAAAACCAAGUCUAAAUUAUUAGAAAUGAAAUGUUAUCACCCACCAGUUCAACAGAAGAAAGCCAACAUGAAGUAUCAUCCUAAGCUGCAUUCCGAAGAUAGUUCGGAAGAUACGGACGGAAGCCAUAAUUUGGACUGUGACAGGACUUCAUGGAGACACUACAGAAGAAAUAGUAGAAAGGAAUCAUCACACAAUCCUAAAACCUUUCAUUUUAAGUUGAGACAGGAUCCUCAUCAAGAUUCGUUUGAUUUCCCUAUUCAGAGGUACAGAGGUUCCUUAGAAUUUGUUAAUAGAAAUGAAGAAAUGUAUCUGAAUUUUUUGUCAACCGUAACUGAAGACAUACUUAAACGAGGAAUCUAUACUGACGGAGCAAUAAAGAAAGCAUUCAAAUUUCAUAUGAAGCAGCAGAAAGAGUUGAAUGUGGAUAUUAUGCAACAAUUAAUGGAUCAAUUUCUCGAUGAUUUGAGCAUACCCAAGGAAGAACUGAAUGAACAACAGAAUUCCGUCAGAAGGACUUCACCUCCCGAAAGAGAAAAAGCAAUUCAGGAUCAUCUAGAUGAGAAUUCAAAUGAGGGAAAUGGUGUACCCUUGCAGAAAAUACUCGAACAGCAAGCUAAUUCUAGUGUGGAAGAAGAUGACGUUAGCAGCAAUUCAAUUAAUCCCAUCAAAGAGACAAGUUUAGAAUGAGAAUUCUUGAUCAUGAAACAGAUAAGUUGCAAAGAUUUAUUAGUAUUAGUAGAUUUAUAUAGUAAUGGGUUGCCAUUCCAUUAUGAUGCGUCUCCAAUUUAAUGUUUACUGUCCAAUGCUAUUGUAAAAUAAUAUGAAACAAAAAUAACGUGAUAAUCUCAGUAAUUGUAGAAUGUGCCACUUAUGUAUAGUACAUGUACCAAAGUAGUAAGAGCAUUGGUUUGCCAAAUUAGUAGUUUCCAAUGAACUUAUAGAGAAUCAGCAAUCUGAAAUAUAGAAUGAUUAAUGUUUAUUAAUUAUUUAAGUAUAUGAAGAAUAUCCUUGAACGUUUUAUUAGAUAAUAUAUAUAAAAAACAUUGGUACUGAUGCCCCUCUACAGCGAUAAAUAAUAAAUUUUUUUCUAAAAUACUAAUCUGAUGUGUUUGGAAGUGCAGUAAUUUUGUACUGGAUUAGAGUUCUGUUUUAACUGCUCAACUUUGUAGAUUAUAAACUUAUUUAUAUAUUUAUGAUGAAGCUAUCUGUGAUCAUAAAAUUUAUAUAUGACAAACUUUACUCAAAGCUGAAUAAAAUUGCAAUACAGCUUUAAUGUUUUGUGUUUUAAUAAGUUGAAUUUUUAAGUUGAAAGUACUGAAAAGUUGCAGAUUACUUGAACAUUAACAUGACAUUUUGUAGUGAAAUAUGUAGAGAUAUGUGUUGUUUAACAAUGGAGGUUCCAUAAGACUAUAAUGAAGCUGAAAAAUUCAUAGUCACCUGUAGCUUUUCUGUGUUUAGAUACAUAAACACUUAUCAUUGUGUUACAUGUAGACUGUCUCACAUCAAGCCAGCUCCAAAUUUCAAGCAAAUAUUUGACCAAUACAGAGUAAUGUAGAUGAUUGACUUGUGUCUAGUAUUCAUUAUGACCUCCUUAUUGGUAUAAUAUGCCAGUUCAAAGGGGAUAAAUAUGCAAUUUGCAAAUACUGAACAUGUGGAGCUGUCUUAAAGCUUAUUUAAGUACUGUACACUCUAUGAUGUUUGCUUAACAACAUAUUUAUCAGAAUGUAGCCCUGUUGUUAAACAAUGCAUAUUUGUGUUAUUAAUCAAUUGAAUCCAUGAAUACUAUUUUGACUUCAGUUAAAGUAUUACUUUUAUAUUUUUUAUUGACUUACAUCGGCAAACUUCAAUCAAAUCUCAAAAGUAUAAAAAACUUAAGCUUUCUUGCAGUGAAAUCUAUAUAAUCAAGUGCUUUUGAGCAUUCCUAGCUCAUCAUCUGGGCCUAUAUUAUUCUAAUAAUCAGAAAAUCCAGAAAGAAAUACUUAUUUUUUAAAUGUUUAAUUUAUUUAGAAUACUUAAAGGUCAAUAGUUUUCAGAAGUUUUACUUUUUUAGAACAAUUUAGGCUGUGGAGAUGAGCUGAGAAGGCUUGAAAGUGCUUGGACUUAAAAAAUUUUGAUACUAGAGAACAUAAUUUUGUUUCUUUUGCCAUUUUAAAAAUAGAUAUAUUAUUUAUUGUUACGAAAAAUAAUUAAUAAUUACAAAUAAUUUCUGAAAAAUUUAGUAAAUUUCUUUCUCAGAUUAUUCUCAUGAAAUUAAGUUCCUAAACUGUUCCUUGUAAACUGCAAAUAGAGACAGAAUAUAAUUUGAACAAUGUUAUUCAUUUUACUGUUAUUUCCCAAUUAAAUUUGUAAUUUUAUAACAAGUAAUCUUUG
This is a messenger RNA of Centruroides sculpturatus (bark scorpion), 3377 nucleotides long. Its product is annotated as spermatogenesis-associated protein 7-like. The record is from RefSeq and is a predicted model, not a curated record. Gene Ontology annotation, cellular component: ciliary basal body; axoneme. Gene Ontology annotation, biological process: microtubule cytoskeleton organization. Bases 189 to 1694 code for a protein of 501 amino acids. NCBI's taxonomy places the organism in Eukaryota, Metazoa, Arthropoda, Arachnida, Scorpiones, Buthidae. The transcript has 10 exons.